AUGGAGGUGCCGUCCCACAGCCUCUUCCUGCUGCAGCAGCUCAACGUGCAGAGAGAGUUCGGCUUCCUGUGCGACUGCACCGUCGCCAUCGGGAACGUUUACUUCAAAGCUCACCGAGCCGUGCUGGCCUCCUUCUCCAACUACUUCAAGAUGAUCUUCAUCCACCAGUCCAGUGAGUGUAUAAAGAUCCAGCCCACUGACAUCCAGCCAGACGUCUUCAGCUACCUGCUGCACAUCAUGUACACUGGCAUGUGUCCCAAACAACCGGUGGACCAGAGCCGGCUGCAGGACGGGAUCAAGUUCCUUCAUGCAUAUCAGCUGUGCCGGAAACCUGGCGACGGCACUCCUGACGCCACCACUGACGUGGUCCGCAUGUCCAACCUGUACGGCAUCCAGAUCUCAUCUCAGCUGGCCAACAAGGAGACAUCUGGAGUCCCCAAGACCACCACAGUGUCCUGUGGAGCUCCUGAAGACGGGCGGUCCUCUGCGAGGGGUUUACGGUCCCAUUCUCAGCUGUCCCUGGCUGUGGGACUGGAGGGGGUCCCUCAGGACCACCAGGUGUCAGGGGUACGUAACGUCUGCUCAGUGGCAUCUGGAGACGACUCGGACAUCUCGGCUCGCAUCAAGCAGGAACGUGUGGAGGAUGAGGAUGGUGACGGGGAGGAGGGGCCUGGAGUGGGGUCUCUUUCCCUCCAUCAUGGCAACAGUCCUGGUCAGGGGCCCAUUUUCAAAGACCUGCCCCUGGUCCUGCAGUGUCCUCGCUGUGGAGAGCGCUGCUCCUCCCCUGAGGGCCUGCGGGAGCACCUGUUUAGCCAUGCCCUUGACCCCGCCCGCCUGAUGGAAGGACUGUCACAUGGCAGCGAGCUGGAUGUUGGCGCUGAGGGGGGGCCUCGAGGCACUCAGGAGCAGCUGGACGCAGGCUGUCUGGAGGAGGCACUGAGACAGAGUCAGGCGCUUGCCAACCAGCUGGCGGCAGAGCUGAGGAGGAGCCGCGGUGGGGGCGGGACCAGUCCUGCCCCCGUCCUCCUGCACUCGCGCAAACGUAAAAUCGCCUGCGCCGUCUGCAGCCUGCGCUUCUCCCACAAGAGCCAGCUGCAGGAACACAUGUACACCCACACGGGCAAGCCGGGCCGCUUCCACCGCUACAACCGCCUCUGCAGCCAGCUCUUCCAAGGCUCCGCCCACUUCUGCGAGGGCGGAGCUGAGCCUGGAGGAGGGUGCGGAGCCCCUGCUGCCGCUGCCGUGCUCUCUGAAGACAUGAACAGGGACACUCAGGACAACGGCAGCUCCUGUUACUCCCUGGACUCCGAGGUUUCCCAGGAGAGCGUGGAUGGUGUUCCUGUGGAGUGAUGUCACCUGAUGACGUCAUGUUAGUGACUCGGACAGGAAGCUGGUGUUGUACCUGUGCAGGUGUGUGUGUGUGUGUGUGUCAGUCAUGUGA
Molecule: messenger RNA, 1441 nt
Organism: Nematolebias whitei (Rio pearlfish)
Lineage: Eukaryota; Metazoa; Chordata; Actinopteri; Cyprinodontiformes; Rivulidae
Gene: zbtb25
Product: zinc finger and BTB domain containing 25
Exons: 2
Coding region: 1-1350 (449 amino acids)
Biological process (GO): regulation of transcription by RNA polymerase II
Cellular component (GO): nucleus
Molecular function (GO): DNA-binding transcription factor activity, RNA polymerase II-specific; RNA polymerase II cis-regulatory region sequence-specific DNA binding; protein binding
Source: RefSeq, a predicted model, not a curated record